GUUUGGAGUGUCAUUGUGGUGAGUGAUGUUCUCAGAGGUGUUAACCUGAGGAAGGUAUUAUGGAGUUAGAGGAUAAAGCCUUAUGAAAGAUGUUGAGUCAGGUGGAUCCGUCUGAGUGUGUGUCUGUUGCAGGGCUUAUUGUUCACUUUGCCAUCAGACUCAAGACGUCGUGCUGGAUGCGUUCCUCUGCAUCUCAUGAUCUAAUCCCACACUUCUUCUCCGGUGAGGACCAGUCUCACUGUGCUGAGCUCCAAUGCUCUCGCUGUGACCCUUCAGCUGCCAGUCUCGUCUCGUUCUCACUCCGAAAGUCCCAGUUCAGUUCCCUCGCCUCGCCAUGGACAUCGGCGGCCUGACGACGGUGGUGGCCAACUCGGCGUACAUCUCGGCCCGUGGCAGUUUCGACGGCACGGCUAACCCGGCGGCCAACCGAGACAAGAAGUACCAUGCCAAACUCAAGCUGCCCCACAUCACGGUGUGCGAAGGUCUGAGAGAAACUCUGGAUCUGCAGUUUAAGAGCAUCUGCGUGGAGCAACCCAUUGGUAAGCGACUGUUUCAAGAGUUUCUGGAAACCACCAACGAGUAUAAAGGCCCUUGUCGCCUCUGGAAGGACAUCGAGACGUAUGACACCGCCGAGGAUAAAGACCGAGCUCAGAAAGCCGCCAAAAUCCUCCAGCGUUACAUGGAGCCUUCGGCCAAGCACUUCUGCCCGUUUUUACCCGAGAACGACAUCACCAAGGUGAAGGAGCGGCACGAGGAGGCGGCGGAUGACCUGUUCGUGCAGAUCCUGGCCAGCGUUUUUGACUUCCUCAAAGAGGUCCCCUUCACCUUCUAUCUAGAGACCAUGUACUUUAAGCGUUUCCUCCAGUGGAAGUGGCUGGAGAUGCAGCCCGUAGCCGAGGACUGGUUCCUGGACUUCCGUGUUCUGGGAAAGGGUGGAUUCGGGGAAGUGUCCGCCUGUCAGAUGAAGGCCACGGGGAAGCUGUACGCCUGCAAGAAGCUCAACAAGAAGAGGCUGAAGAAGAGGAAAGGCUAUGAGGGUGCUAUGGUAGAGAAACGGAUCCUGGCUCGAGUUCACAGUAGAUUCAUCGUGUCGCUGGCUUACGCCUUCCAGACCAAAACAGAGCUGUGUCUGGUGAUGACCAUCAUGAACGGAGGAGACCUGAGGUACCACAUCUAUAAUGUGGAUGAGAAUAACCCAGGGUUUUCUGAAGCCAGAGCGUGUUAUUAUGCUGCUCAGAUCAUUCAAGGACUGGAGCAUCUUCACCAGAAGAGAAUCAUCUACAGAGACCUGAAGCCAGAAAACGUUCUGCUAGAUAAUGAAGGUCACGUCCGUAUCUCUGACCUCGGCUUGGCUGUGGAGCUCGCAGAUGACCAGCUCAAAACCAAAGGCUACGCUGGAACUCCAGGGUUCAUGGCCCCGGAGCUGCUCAAGGGUGAAGAAUAUGAUUACUCAGUAGAUUACUUUACUCUCGGGGUCACGCUGUACGAGUUCAUCGCCGCCAAAGGACCCUUCAGGACUCGAGGAGAGAAGGUGGAGAAUAAAGAGGUGAAGAAGCGGAUCCUGAAUGACCCGGUGACCUACCCAGAAUCCUUCAGUGAGAAAGCCAAGUCUGUCUGUGAGGGUCUGCUGGCUAAAGAGGUGGACAAGAGGCUGGGCUUCAAGAAUGGCUCGUGUGAUGAGCUGCGCACGCAUCCCUUCUUCAGCGAAAUCAACUGGAGGAAACUGGACGCAGGGAUUCUGCCGCCUCCUUUUGUACCGGAUUCCAAGACGGUCUACGCUAAGAAUCUGGACGAUGUGGGCGCUUUCUCCACAGUGAAGGGGGUCUGUCUGGAGGAUGAUGACAAGACGUUCUACGAUGAGUUUGCGUCGGGGAACAUCUCCAUCCCCUGGCAGGAGGAGAUGAUCGAGACGGGCAUCUACGGCGAGCUGAACGUGUGGGGUCCGAACGGCACGGUGCCCAACGACCUGCGCCGAGAGUCCAUCCUGGAGCAGCCGCCCAAAUCCUCCACCUGCAGCAUCUCCUAACCACCGCAGAUCACUACACACAUGCACUUCCAGCUUCAGCUGCUUUCAACAGCUCCACGCCCGGGACACCGGAGCACAAAACCAGUCUUGAGGGUCAGUUUUUUGAAAUUGAGAUAAUCUGAAAGCUGAAUAAAUGAUCUCUCCAUUGAUGUCUGGUUUGUUAGGAGGACAAUAUUUGAUAAUCUGGAAUCUGAGGGUGCAAAAAAAUCUAAAUAUUGAGAAAAUCAUCUUUAAAGUUGUUCAAAUGAAGUUCUUAGCAAUGCAUAUUACUAAUAAAAAAUUAAGUUUUGAUAUAUUUACGGUAGGAAAUUCACAAAAUAUCUUCAUAGAACAUGAUCUUUACUUAAUAUCCUAAUGAUUUUUGUCAUAAAAGAUAAAUGUAUAAUUGUGACCCAUACAAUGUAUUGUUGUGUAUUGCUACAAAUAUACCUGUGCUGCUUAUGACUGCUUCUGUGCUGCAGGGACACAUGUAUUCUGAAAGCUCAGGGUGAAGGGUGCACUGCUCUGAGUAUUUAUAUUAGUGAUUAUUGAUCUUAUUAUUAUUGAGUUUAUUGAGCAGUGAACAGAGUUCAAGCUCCGUUCUGUUCAAGCACGUUUAGCAUUUAGGCUUUUAAACAGAACCGAAUGAGAGAAAGAAUAUCUAAGUAUAAGGAAAGAAUAAAGAGCGAAAUGCUUUGCUGUCUUUCUUUUGACAUCCAUAAAGCUCAGUCGGGAAUAACUGGAAGAAAACUGCACAAAAAGGCUUAUCUUGCUUCGUAUUUUUUCUCUUGUUUCUAGUCAAAAUAUCUAUAAAUUCUUAAUUUAAAAUGCAUUUGCUAGAUUUGUUUGUAUGGGGGAAAAAUCUAAAUUAAGUGCAUUUGGCUCAUAAUAAAUAAAAUGAUCUGCCAGUGGGGUAAAAUAUUUUUAAAACAAGAGUAUUUUCUUUACUCCACUUGCAGAACAUUUGACUUUUUUAAGCAAAAUGCACUUAAUUUAGUUUUUUGUGGCCUGGAAACAUGACUAAAUAUCUUACGUCAUUAUGCUUGUCUAGUAAUGCAUCUUAAUUUAAGAAUUUAUAGAUAUUUCGUCUAGAAACAAGACAAAAAUACCAAGUAAGAUAAGGCUUUUUUUUUUUUUUGCAGUGUUCUCAUGUUGUGUUUGGGUUUUGUGUUCUGGUUAUUUUCCCCAAAAAUGUGAUCAUUUUUAAAGUUUGUUACACUUGUGUUGUAUCUGCUCGAAAAUGACCGUUCUACAAAAAACUGCUUAUAACUCUUGUGUUAUGCUAUAUUAUUAGAGCUUAUGAACAUCAGUUUUUGAGUACAUUUUGACAAAAUUAUUCACAGAUAAUGCUUUUUCACUCAAAAAACGAGGUGUAUGAGUUCAGAUCAAUUAGCUCCAAAACAAAAAAAAUU
Cyprinus carpio (common carp) is the source of this 3417-nucleotide messenger RNA. Its product is annotated as rhodopsin kinase GRK1. The record is from RefSeq and is a predicted model, not a curated record. Gene Ontology annotation, molecular function: rhodopsin kinase activity; ATP binding. Gene Ontology annotation, biological process: regulation of opsin-mediated signaling pathway; visual perception; protein phosphorylation. Lineage: Eukaryota; Metazoa; Chordata; Actinopteri; Cypriniformes; Cyprinidae. Gene Ontology annotation, cellular component: cytoplasm.